Molecule: messenger RNA, 384 nt
Organism: Caenorhabditis bovis
Lineage: Eukaryota; Metazoa; Nematoda; Chromadorea; Rhabditida; Rhabditidae
Source: the annotation of a GenBank genome assembly
AUGGCUCAAUCGGUUCCACCAGGAGACAUCCAGACUCAGCCAAACGCCAAGAUCGUGUUCAAUGCUCCGUACGACGACAAGCACACCUACCACAUCAAGGUGAUCAACUCGUCGGCUCGCCGCAUUGGCUACGGCAUCAAGACGACGAACAUGAAGAGACUCGGAGUCGACCCGCCAUGUGGAGUGCUCGACCCGAAGGAAGCUGUCCUUCUCGCCGUCUCCUGCGACGCGUUCGCCUACGGACAAGAGGACACCAACAAUGACCGUAUCACUGUCGAGUGGACCAACACCCCCGACGGCGCCGCGAAACAAUUCCGUCGCGAAUGGUUCCAGGGCGACGGAAUGGUCCGCAGAAAGAAUUUGCCGAUCGAGUACAACCCAUAA